AAUACCGGAAAACGCGCGUGCCGGGCGGAAAGGCCUGGCGCGAGUGUUGUGCCGCCAUGGGCCGCAGAAGAGCGCCCGAUGCCGGGACUCUCGGCCGGGCCCUUAUCCGCCAGAAGACUCAGCGGAGCCGUCACCACCGUCACGCCGAUUCCUGGUUGCACACAAGUGAGCUCAAUGAUGGCUACGAUUGGGGUCGUCUUAAUCUUCGGUCAGUAACUGAACAGAGUUCCCUCGAUGACUUCCUUGCAACUGCAGAACUUGCAGGGACAGAGUUUGUAGCUGAGAAGCUGAAUAUUAAGUUUGUGCAUCCAGAGGCUAGAACUGGACUGCUGUCUUUUGAGGAGAGCCAGAGAAUUAAGAAACUCCAUGAAAAAAACAAACAAUUCCUGAGUGUACCACGGAGACCAAAGUGGGACAAAAACACUAGUCCUGAAGAACUCAAACAGGCAGAGAAAGAUAACUUUCUAGAAUGGAGACGUCAGCUUGUCCGGCUGGAAGAGGAACAAAAGUUACUAUUGACUCCAUUUGAAAGAAAUUUGGACUUUUGGCGCCAGCUGUGGAGGGUGAUUGAGAGAAGUGAUAUCGUGGUCCAAAUAGUAGAUGCUCGAAACCCACUCCUGUUUAGAUGUGAGGACUUGGAAUGUUACGUGAAAGAAAUAGAUGACAGUAAGGAAAAUGUCAUUCUGAUAAAUAAGGCAGACUUGCUGACUGCUGAGCAGCGGAGUGCCUGGGCCACAUACUUUGAAAAAGAAAAUGUGAAGAUUAUCUUCUGGUCGGCUUUGGCUGAAGCCAUUCAACUGAUUGGGGACUCUGAGGAACAUGUGAACGAGGGUGCUGGAGAAGCCAACACAACCGAGUCUGAAAACUCCAGUUGUGAUGAAGCUGAAAAUCCUCACAGUGAGACCGAACAGCUCCUGGACGGGGGAUCCCCGCCACUUGGUGAAGUUGCCAGUAGCGAUGAAGACAACAGUGAGUACGAGGACUGUCAGGAGGAGGAGGAGGAAGUUUGGCAGACGUGUUCGGAAGAGGACAGCAACCCUGACGAAGAGCCCUGUGGCUGGGACAGGAAGGAAAGCUGUACUGUGGAUUCUGAGGCUCAGGGCAGGAACACCCUGGAGAAGAGGCACACAUGCAAUUUCAGCCACCUGGUAUCAAGGCAGGAGUUAUUGGAGAUCUUUAAGCAGCUACACACUGGGAAGAAAGUGAAAGACGGACAGCUUACCGUUGGACUGGUGGGCUACCCGAAUGUUGGUAAGAGUUCCACAAUCAACACCAUCAUGGGCAACAAGAAAGUGUCUGUGUCUGCCACACCUGGUCACACCAAGCAUUUUCAGACUCUCUAUGUGGAACCUGGCCUCUGCUUAUGUGACUGCCCGGGCCUGGUGAUGCCGUCCUUCGUCUCUACCAAGGCAGAAAUGACUUGCAAUGGAAUCCUCCCUAUUGACCAAAUGAGAGACCACGUUCCCCCUGUGUCACUAGUUUGCCAGAAUAUUCCGAGAUAUGUUUUAGAAGCUACCUAUGGCAUUAAUAUCAUAAAGCCUAGAGAGGAUGAAGAUCCCCAUCGACCUCCGACAUCAGAAGAACUGUUGACAGCUUACGGAUAUAUGCGAGGAUUCAUGACUGCGCACGGGCAGCCAGACCAGCCUCGGUCUGCUCGCUAUAUCCUGAAGGACUACGUCAGUGGUAAACUUCUGUACUGUCAUCCUCCUCCUGGAAGAGACCCUGUGACCUUUCAGCAUCAACACCAGCGACUCCUAGAGAACAAAACGAAUGGUGGUGAACUAAAAAUACAUCCAGGCGGAAAUAAAAAAGCAAAACAGAUUGAAAAUGUAGUUGACAAAAGUUUUUUCCAUCAAGAAAACGUGAGAGCUUUGACCAAAGGAGUCCAGGCUGUGAUGGGCUACAAGCCAGGGAGUGGCCUGGUGACUACAGCUGCUGUGAGCUCUGAGAGCAGGGCUGGGAAGGCCUGGAAAAAACAUGGCAACAGAAAUAAAAAAGAGAAAACUCGUAGACUCUAUAAGCACCUAGAUACGUGAACUUGGGCUGCAGUGGAAAUGGCAUCUGCGUUGUGCACCUGGAGAAGAAACAGAAGCUGCUCUUGGCCGUGAUGCUGUGAAAUGGACCCUGCUUCUUGUGGCACGCAGCCACACCAGACAGCCAGUAUCAAGACGCAGGGGCUCCGUGGAGCACCGAGUCUAACACAGUCAUCUUGGAGCCCCAGAAACUUUGUCCUGUAGAAGGCUGAAUUUGAGAUGGGGGAAUGAAUGAUUGAAUGUUUGUGUAAACAAAUACACAUGCAUACUAAUUUGUAAGUUGGGUUU
Herpailurus yagouaroundi (jaguarundi) is the source of this 2321-nucleotide messenger RNA. RefSeq names its product large 60S subunit nuclear export GTPase 1 (gene LSG1). The transcript has 14 exons. Gene Ontology annotation, biological process: ribosomal subunit export from nucleus. Gene Ontology annotation, cellular component: cytosol. Lineage: Eukaryota; Metazoa; Chordata; Mammalia; Carnivora; Felidae. The record is from RefSeq and is a predicted model, not a curated record. Bases 57 to 2036 code for a protein of 659 amino acids. Gene Ontology annotation, molecular function: GTP binding; GTPase activity.